Messenger RNA from Hipposideros armiger (great roundleaf bat), 4087 nucleotides. It is a transcript of the gene STRN, whose product is annotated as striatin. Gene Ontology annotation, molecular function: protein-containing complex binding; armadillo repeat domain binding; calmodulin binding. Lineage: Eukaryota; Metazoa; Chordata; Mammalia; Chiroptera; Hipposideridae. Gene Ontology annotation, cellular component: dendrite. The record is from RefSeq and is a predicted model, not a curated record. The transcript is spliced from 19 exons. The coding region runs from base 171 to 2600 and encodes 809 amino acids.
CCCAUUUCCCGGCCCGUCCCGGGCUCGGCCGGCCCCCGCGCCCAGGCGGCUGCUCCCUGCUGACUGGGGUGUGGGCGGGGAGCGGCGGAGGGAGGAGGAGGCGCUGCUGGCCGCCGCCGUUGCCUCCGCUGCUGGACGCCUGGGCAGCUCACCGGGUUUCCGCGGCCGCCAUGGACGAGCAAGCGGGUCCCGGAGUCUUCUUCAGCAACAACCACCCGGGCGCCGGCGGUGCCAAGGGUCUCGGGCCUCUGGCGGAGGCGGCAGCGGCCGGCGACGGGGCGGCUGCGGCAGGGGCGGCCCGAGCCCAGUACAGCCUGCCGGGGAUCCUGCACUUCCUCCAGCACGAGUGGGCCCGCUUCGAGGUGGAGAGAGCCCAGUGGGAGGUGGAGCGGGCGGAGCUGCAGGCCCAGAUUGCUUUCCUUCAGGGGGAAAGGAAAGGUCAAGAAAAUUUGAAGAAGGAUCUUGUGAGGCGGAUCAAAAUGCUGGAGUAUGCUCUUAAACAGGAAAGAGCCAAAUACCACAAGUUGAAAUAUGGGACAGAAUUGAAUCAGGGAGAUAUGAAGCCUCCAAGCUAUGAUUCUGAUGAAGGUAAUGAAACAGAGGUGCAGCCACAACAAAAUAGCCAGUUAAUGUGGAAACAAGGUCGACAACUACUCAGACAGUAUCUACAGGAAGUCGGUUACACAGAUACUAUUCUAGAUGUGAAAUCUAAGCGAGUGCGAGCUUUGUUGGGCUUUUCAAGUGAUGUCACGGACAGGGAAGAUGACAAAAAUCAGGAUUCUGUUAUAAAUGGCACAGAAGGUGAAGUUAAAGACACAGCAAUGAUUGGAAAAUCCGAGUUAACGGAUUCUGCCUCUGUGCUGGAUAAUUUCAAAUUCCUUGAAAAUGCAGCUGCAGAUUUCAGUGAUGAAGAUGAAGAUGAUGACAUUGAUGGAAGAGAAAAAAGCAUCAUUGAUACUUCAACAAUUGUUAGGAAAAAAGCAUUGCCUGAUAGCAGUGAAGAUCGAGAUACAAAAGAAGCUCUAAAGGAGUUUGACUUUUUGGUUGCAUCAGAGGAAGGAGACAAUGAAUCUAGAAGUGCAGGCGAUGGAACGGACUGGGAAAAGGAAGACCAGUGUCUCAUGCCUGAAGCUUGGAAUGUGGACCAGGGAGUAAUUACCAAACUCAAGGAACAAUACAAAAAGGAGAGAAAGGGGAAAAAAGGGGUGAAGAGAAAAACUACCGAAGAUCUGUUUCAGCCUCUAUCCUAUAUAAAACAGUCAAAACAGGGAUGUGGGAGAAUGAAGAAUCAAAUUUCAGGACCCAAUAGGUCAAAACUACAAGAUAUGCUUGCUAAUUUGAGAGAUGUUGAUGAACUUCCCUCAUUGCAACCAUCUGUGGGUUCACCUUCCAGACCCAGCAGCUCCAGGCUUCCUGAACACGAAAUAAAUAGGGCAGAUGAAGUGGAAGCAUUGACAUUUCCUCCUUCUUCUGGGAAGUCAUUCAUCAUGGGAGCAGAUGAAGCCCUUGAAAGUGAACUGGGACUUGGAGAAUUGGCAGGCCUUACAGUGGCCAAUGAAGCAGACUCACUCACCUACGAUAUAGCAAACAAUAAAGAUGCAUUGCGGAAGACAUGGAACCCUAAGUUUACAUUAAGAAGUCACUUUGAUGGUAUUCGAGCCCUUGCUUUCCAUCCCAUUGAGCCUGUUUUGAUAACAGCAUCAGAGGAUCACACAUUAAAAAUGUGGAAUUUGCAGAAAACAGCCCCAGCCAAAAAGAGUACAUCUCUUGAUGUGGAGCCUAUCUAUACAUUCAGGGCUCAUAAAGGUCCGGUGCUCUGUGUGGUAAUGAGCAGCAGUGGUGAGCAGUGUUACAGUGGUGGUACUGACGGACUGAUCCAGGGCUGGAACACCACCAACCCCAACAUCGAUCCCUAUGACUCCUACGAUCCUUCUGUUUUAAGAGGCCCUCUGCUAGGCCACACCGAUGCAGUCUGGGGUUUGGCUUAUAGUGCAGCACAUCAGCGUUUGUUGUCCUGUUCAGCAGAUGGCACUCUCCGUUUAUGGAAUACAACAGAGGUUGCUCCAGCCCUGAGUGUAUUUAAUGAUAAUCAAGAAUUGGGAAUCCCCGCCUCUGUGGACCUAGUGAGCAGUGACCCGAGCCAUAUGGUAGCAUCAUUCAGCAAAGGAUAUACAAGCAUCUUUAACAUGGAAACACAACAACGCAUUCUCACUUUAGAAUCCAACCUAGAUACAACUGCCAACUCUUCCUGCCAAAUAAAUAGAGUCAUCAGUCAUCCCACUCUUCCCAUCAGCAUCACUGCUCAUGAAGACAGGCACAUCAAAUUCUAUGAUAACAAUACAGGCAAACUCAUCCACUCGAUGGUAGCCCACCUAGAAGCCGUUACAAGUUUAGCAGUUGAUCCUAAUGGCCUGUACUUGAUGUCUGGCAGUCAUGACUGUUCAAUACGGUUAUGGAACCUAGAAAGUAAGACAUGUAUCCAAGAGUUCACAGCUCAUCGGAAAAAGUUUGAAGAAUCAAUUCACGAUGUAGCUUUCCACCCAUCCAAAUGCUAUAUAGCCAGUGCUGGGGCUGAUGCACUGGCUAAAGUCUUUGUAUGACAGAAUGCAUCAUCUUCACCUUCUAGCUCUUUAUAAAUAAUCAACUGCACAAAAGAGAUACAGAAGACCAGGGCAAGAAGCAACCCAUCCUGCCCUCUCUUUCUGCUGAAGGAGCACAGAGGACAUUUGUUAAAGUAUAGUUUUGCAAUUCGUAUACUGUUUUCUAAAACUAAGGUUUGUUCAGGUUGCUGCAAGCUCAGCUGAAUCUAUGAGCCUGAAAACUGUUUCAAAUUUCCCCCAAAAUAGGAGCUUUUAUUUCUGAGAUGGUUCUAAUUCGCUAGGCAGGCCUGAGCGAACUUAAGUUGAGUUUGUCCCCUAUUGAGUAAAUAGGACACACUAUAUGGGAUAAUUAAAAAACUUGAUGGCUGGGAAAGGUAGAGGAAGAGCAGAAAUUUAGACCUAGGUCUCCCCUGAGAAAUCUUGUUAAACACAUUAGCAGUCAAAACAGUAAUCUUUACCUUAUCUGUUGUACUAACCCCUGUGUGUCUAAUGACCAUGCAGUGUUAAAAUGAGUUUUGAAUUUAUCAAUCCUUUCAACUGUUCACAUAAAGCACCUGGCAAAGCAUUUUACCUAUUAGGGGAAAAAAAGAAAUGCAAUAGUAUGUUAAAUAUAUUAUUAUUUAGAAAUGCUAAACAACUAUUUAGUUUGUAAGCAAAUUUCUAUAUUGUAUUACAUUUUUGGAAAUAGAUUUGGUACCAUUCUAAAGUUUAGCUGUCAAAAACACUCACCAGUGUGAAGAGUAGUUGAUAGAAUCUGCUUUUACUAAAAGAUUUAACUUAUUCAGGUUUAAGAUUCUGUUUAUUUUUAAGGGCAAGCAGGGCAUGUCUCUAUAAUAAUUUCUAUUAAUUUUAAAACUCAUUUUAUUCAUGUGAUAUUUAUAUUACCAGAGUGAUUAUUUCAUAUCGAUGAACUCUUAACUUUCUAGUGGUUGAAAAGAUGGGAGUUAUUUGCAAGUACUCAUUUAUCAAAACCCACAUAACCAUGCUUCAGAUGAUCUCUGCUCUUUCUUCUUUGUCUUCCAUAUUCAAAUUAUCUGACACCUAUCAAAAAUAGUUUAUAAUUACUAUGUUUUAAUAGUCCAAGGGGUAUGGUUAACCUCAGGCAGCUGCUUUUGCAGAUGUACUAAAGUAAAUGUUUUAUACCCAACACCCCUCCAUUAGCAUCUCCAAGAAGUAGAACCUCUUGGAAAUCUGGACGGAAGACUUCAGUGCAUAUUGGAUAAAUAGCUCUUUCUUUCCUUCUCCCCACCCCUUCUCCAUUGUUUAAUUGGAAUACACAGCAUGUUUUAAUGGGCAGUCAAUCUGUUAUUUCUGGGGAAAACCAUAUUUUAAGGGACCAGGGUUCCCUGGUCCUUGCCUAUGACUGAAAUGUCAUCAGCUCUUAGGAUUCCCGUGACCCCAUUCCCUGGACCUGGUAUGUAGACCUCAUUCCUACAACUGCCCCACCUCUCCUCAUGCACUUGUUUGCUCAGAAUGUCAGAGACCAA